AUGUGGCUUACCCACCCGCAUCUUAAGCAAAUUGUUGAAUCAGCUUGGUCUCAGCAGAACGAUUCGGAACCAACUCUAAAUCUACAGCUAAAGCUAAUCACAACUGGACAAAUUCUUAUGGAAUGGAACAAGGAAACCUUUGGUCAUCUCCCAAACUUGAUUAAGAAAUCAACAGCUCAAAUCCAACGGGCCCAGCAUCAGUGCGCGAUUACAUAUGGGGACGAUCUUGAGUACUGGAUAACACGAGAGAAAGAACUUCGUAGUCAACAUUUAAACUUACUUGAAUGCCAUGCAACAUAUUGGAAGCAAAGAUUCAGGAUACUAUGGCUUCAAUCUGGAGAUAAUAAUACGACGUUCUUCCACACGAAAGCAACUAUCCAUCGAAGUCGCAAUAAUAUUCAGCAACUCCAGGAUCCUCAAAAUAAAUGGGUAAGCGAAAAGGAUCAAGUAAUUCAGAUCAUCCUUGAUCAUUUCACCAACCAAUACACAGCUCCUCCUACAACAAUAGAUGAGACGUUAUUUGCGGAAAUCACGCCAAGAUUAACACCAGCUCAAUGUGACAAACUUUCAGCAGAAGUCAUGAUAGCAGAAAUCAAACAAGCUUUGUUCUCAAUAAAUUCUGAAAGUGCUCCUGGACCAGAUGGAUACACCAGUAAGUUCUUUAAAGUUUUUUGGGAAACUACACAAGUUUAG
This is a messenger RNA of Papaver somniferum (opium poppy), 693 nucleotides long. RefSeq lists its product as uncharacterized. Lineage: Eukaryota; Viridiplantae; Streptophyta; Magnoliopsida; Ranunculales; Papaveraceae. The transcript has a single exon. The record is from RefSeq and is a predicted model, not a curated record. Bases 1 to 693 code for a protein of 230 amino acids.